Molecule: messenger RNA, 876 nt
Organism: Kickxella alabastrina
Lineage: Eukaryota; Fungi; Kickxellomycota; Kickxellomycetes; Kickxellales; Kickxellaceae
Product: phosphatidic acid phosphatase type 2/haloperoxidase
Exons: 6
Coding region: 1-876 (291 amino acids)
Biological process (GO): phospholipid metabolic process
Molecular function (GO): phosphatidate phosphatase activity
Source: RefSeq, a predicted model, not a curated record
AUGUUUGGGUUCGACGCCCACAAAACACGCAGCGGACAGCCACGCACGCGCCGAAGCCGCCUGAUAAUCUCAUACAUCCCCGACUACUUGUUCUCGUGCCUCAUGUCCAAAAUCGAACCCUUUGAGCGCGACUUUACGCUGACCAACAAAACCAUCCAAUACCCGCACAAACCCGACUCUGUUCCUUUCUACGCCGCCAAUCUGGCAGGCAGGCACCGCCCGGAUUUCAUCUCGCGGUGUAAUCUGGAUACCACCAAUGCCCAGACACUGGAGCCCUUCAUCGGGCUCCUUACUACAAAGGUGUGCCGGCCGGAGGACCAUAAGGUGUUUUUGGACGGCAUGCGCAGUUUCCCAUCGGGCCACACAUCGUUUUCUUUUGCCGGCUUGACGUACCUUUCCCUGUGGCUCGCCGGCCACAUGCAUAUUGGGGAUAGGCGUGGCCGCGCUUACAAGUCCUUCAUAGUCUUGGCGCCAGAGCUCGACUACCGCCACCAUUGGCAGGAUGUCCUGGCCGGUGCUAUUCUCGGUUUAUUCAUGGGCUGGUUCGGCUACCGCGAGUACUACCCGUCUCCAUUGAGUGACACGCAGGACCCGUGUGCGCCGUAUCCGCCGAGAAUCCCCGAAAACGAGUGCGAUCAUGAGGGUGGACCGGAGUACGGGAUGAAGCAGUUUACUAAUGUGGCUAGCUCGAAUCCCACUGUUUCGGCAGCGGCGGCGAUCGCGGCUCAGGCGCCCGGGCGGCGAGGGCUUCGGGAUCUAUUUACUCGCAUCAAACAGCAACCCAACGCGCCGGGCCAGGUGCACAUCAACCCCAACGGCAUACCCAGCAGAGAUUCUCUGACAUCUUUCUUGCUUUUUUUCAAACAUUUCUAUUAA